CCAUCUCCGCCCGUUGGGUGCCGCACGCCGGAGUUGGGAGGGAUGUUCAGCCUGCAAGCCCAGGUCGGGGCGGGCGCUCGGGUCCGGCUGCGCGGGCGGCGCUGCUGCCGCUGCCCAGAACGGGCGCCGGUUCCCGGGGAGCUUCGGCGCCGCUCCUCCGCCUUCUGAUAUCCUCUGAGAGCCAAGCCAAGAACAUUAAGGAAGAGAGGAGGAAUGAGGCUGGAUACAGUGCAGUGAAAAAAGACACUUCAAGGAGAAGGGUACCCACUACUCAGAAACUGGACUGUGUCAUCAAAAUGAGAACUUACCGAUACUUCUUGCUUCUCUUUUGGGUUGGCCAGCCCUACCCAACUUUCUCAACUCCACUAUCUAAGAGGACUAGUGGUUCCCCGGCAAAGAAAAGGACCCUGGAGCUCUCUGGCAACAGCAAAAAUGAGCUGAACCGUUCGAAAAGGAGCUGGAUGUGGAAUCAGUUCUUUCUGCUGGAGGAAUACACAGGAUCCGAUUAUCAGUAUGUGGGCAAGUUACAUUCAGACCAGGAUAGAGGAGAUGGAUCACUUAAAUAUAUCCUUUCAGGAGAUGGAGCAGGAGAUCUCUUCAUUAUCAAUGAAAACACAGGGGAUAUACAGGCCACCAAGAGGCUGGACAGGGAAGAAAAACCUGUUUACAUCCUUCGAGCUCAGGCCAUAAACAGAAAAACAGGGAGACCCGUGGAGCCCGAGUCUGAAUUCAUCAUCAAGAUCCAUGACAUCAAUGACAACGAACCAAUAUUCACCAAGGAGGUUUACACAGCCACUGUUCCCGAAAUGUCUGAUGUCGGCACAUUUGUUGCCCAAGUCAGUGCAACUGAUGCUGAUGAUCCAACGUACGGAAACAGUGCCAAAAUUGUCUAUAGCAUCCUACAGGGGCAGCCCUACUUUUCAGUUGAAUCAGAAACAGGUAUCAUCAAGACAGCCUUGCUCAACAUGGAUCGUGAAAACAGGGAGCAGUACCAAGUGGUGAUUCAAGCCAAGGAUAUGGGUGGCCAGAUGGGGGGACUGUCUGGGACCACCACAGUGAACAUCACGCUGACGGAUGUCAAUGACAACCCUCCCCGGUUUCCCCAGAGUACAUACCAAUUUAAAACCCCUGAAUCGUCUCCGCCGGGUACACCAAUUGGCAGGAUCAAAGCCAGCGAUGCAGACCUGGGAGAAAAUGCUGACAUUGAGUACAGCAUUACAGAGGGAGAGGGGCUGGACGUGUUUGAUGUCAUCACCGAUCAGGAAACCCAGGAAGGGAUUAUAACUGUCAAAAAGCUCUUGGACUUUGAAAAGAAGAAAGUGUACACCCUCAAAGUGGAAGCCUCCAACCCUCACAUUGAACCCCGCUUUCUCUACCUGGGUCCAUUCAAAGAUUCAGCCACAGUUAAAAUUAUGGUGGAAGAUGUAGACGAGCCCCCUGUCUUCAGCAAACUGGCCUACAUCCUACAAAUAAGAGAAGAUGCUCAGAUAAAUACGACAAUAGGCUCAGUCACAGCCCAAGAUCCAGAUGCUGCCCGGAAUCCUGUCAAGUAUUCUGUUGAUCGACACACAGAUAUGGACAGAAUAUUCAACAUCGAUUCUGGAAAUGGUUCAAUUUUUACAUCGAAACUUCUUGACCGAGAAACAUUGCUGUGGCACAACAUUACAGUGAUAGCAACAGAGAUCAAUAAUCCAAAGCAAAGCAGCCGAGUACCACUGUAUAUUAAAGUUCUAGAUGUCAAUGACAACCCUCCAGAAUUUGCUGAAUUCUAUGAAACCUUUGUCUGUGAGAAAGCAAAAGCAGAUCAGUUGAUUCAGACCGUACGAGCCGUUGACAAGGAUGACCCUUACAGCGGGCACCAAUUCUCGUUCUCUUUGGCCCCAGAAGCAGCCAGUGGCUCAAACUUUACCAUUCAAGACAACAAAGACAACACAGCGGGAAUCUUAACUCGGAAAAAUGGCUAUAGUAGACACGAGAUGAGCACCUAUCUCCUGCCUGUGGUCAUAUCAGACAAUGACUACCCAGUCCAAAGCAGCACUGGGACAGUGACUGUCCGGGUCUGUGCGUGUGACCACCAAGGGAACAUGCAGUCCUGCCACGCGGAGGCCCUCGUCCACCCCACGGGGCUGAGCACGGGGGCUUUGGUUGCCAUCCUGCUGUGCAUCGUGACCCUACUAGUGACAGUGGUGUUGUUUGCAGCUCUCAGGCGACAGCGGAAAAAAGAACCUUUGAUCAUUUCCAAAGAGGACAUAAGAGACAACAUUGUCAGUUACAACGACGAAGGUGGGGGAGAGGAGGACACCCAGGCCUUUGAUAUCGGCACCCUAAGGAAUCCCGAAGCCAUAGAGGACAGCAAAUUACGCAGGGACAUUGUGCCCGAAGCCCUUUUUCUACCCCGACGGACUCCAGCAGCUUGUGAUAACACCGACGUCCGAGAUUUCAUUAACCAAAGGUUAAAGGAAAAUGACACGGACCCCACUGCCCCGCCCUACGACUCUUUGGCCACCUUCGCCUACGAGGGUACCGGGUCGGUGGCCGAUUCCCUGAGCUCGCUGGAGUCGGUGACCACGGAUGGAGACCAGGACUACGAUUACCUUAGUGACUGGGGGCCUCGGUUCAAAAAGCUCGCAGAUAUGUACGGGGGGGUGGGCAGUGACAAGGACUCCUGAUAUGUUGCCUUUUUCAUUUUCCAGUACGACACUGAGACAUGUGAAGUGGCUAUUUCCUUCUAUUUAUCCACCGCUCCGUGAAGGGUCCUCCGUUCUACCCAUUCCAAAAGUCAACGGCUGCAGUCCGUGCGGAUCCAACGUCAGAGACUUUUUUUCUAGUACACUUUUAUGAGCUUCUGAGAGGCAAAUGUUUAUUUUUUAGUGCAUCCAGUUAACCAUGUCAGUCCAACAGGCACCGUGCUGGAGGAGAGGCCGGGGAGGAAUCUUUUCCCCUGUUCUCUUAGUGCAGGUUUGGAACAUGCUCAAUCUCACUGGCCUGGUCUCUUACUACCUUGCAUUGACUCAAGGUCAGCUGACUGCUCUGUACAUUUCACAUGCUAAUGGGAUAAGGGAUUAUACUUUAUAAAAAUAUAGUUUUAGUUAAAGAAAUGAAGGAGGAACCACUGUUCCUGGUAUAUCAGCUCACAAGGAGAUGAUGAACUGUAUAUGGGUGUGUAUUUCUGUCACAAAGAAUUUAAAAUGAUAUUUGCCAGUCCUGUUUAUCCUUCAUGAUCUUUUUCUGGCACCGAUGACUAUUCAAAACAUCAGAUCCACCAGUAUUUUGAGAUGCACCUUCUUCUUUAGGAAAUGAUGCCAAUUAAAUGGUAACAUUCAAAGAUAACCAAAAAAAAAAAAAAAAAAAUCUUAAUAAGACCUCAUUCCUUGCCACUGACUCAUAAUUUGUUAUAUAUUAGACAUACAAAAGUUUGCCCUUGCACCAUAUAAAGGGAAAAGAAAAAUAGCUAAUAAAUGUUAACAAAGGAAAUAUUUAGCAUAUUUUAAAGUUUGGGCCACCAAAUGUAUCAUGGAUCACUUGAAAUUAUUUCAGCCAUCAGUAGGCUAAUUACAAAUAAGUCUAAAUUGUUUCAAAAGUUCUUGAAGGAACUUUUCUGAGACAAAGUUUUAACUCCUUGUCUGUAAUUGUCAGUAUUAUUCUAAUAUACUUGAAAGUAGCAGUGUGAAGUAAAAUAAUUCAUAUUCUUCAGAUACUUCUUAUACAAUUAAGCUGCAUUAGUGAAGGUAGAUUAAAUAAAACUCAGAUCCCUCUCUCAGAGUCUAAUGGGGAGGUAAGAGCCAGUCACACUUGAACUUGACACCCUGUCCUUCACGUUCGGAAAUAUCCAUAUAUUUAUAUAACAUGCUACAUAUAGACGGACAUUGAAAUCAUGGUGAAAACCUACAUAUUACAUGUUUGGAAGACGCUUACAAAGGGAAAAUUUGGAUUCCCUUCAACAAGGGUGUUUAAGAUUGUAAUUAAAAUGAUAGCUGACUUUCAAAAGCAUUAAAAUUUUUUCAUUGUUUUUAACUUUGUUUCCACGGCAAUCCUGCCAUCCUUGUCUUUGAACUAAUGAUAAAGUAAUGGUCUCAAACUGCAACAGAAAAGUAAUGUACAAUCCAUCGAAUCCAUUAUUUCUCUAAUUAUGCAAUUAGCAUCAUAGUUAUCAUCCAGAGGACCCAACUGAACUGAACUAAUCCUUUUGGCAGGUUCAAAUCAUUUAUUUCAUUCGCUGUUCUAAUGAUUUUUGUCAUUAGACUCUUACAUUGUGCAGUCAUCAGAAAUUUCCAAAGUACUGUAAUGAAACAUCCUUGUUUUGAAAACUUUGAAAAAAACAGGCUCUGUAUGUAUAUAAUAUGUACUUAAGAAUAUGCUGACUUCAAUUAUUAGUCUUAGGGAUUUAUUUUCAAUUAAUGUUAAUUUUCUACAGAUAAUCUUAGUGCCAUUUCCAUUUGGGGAUAAUGUCCUAUCAGCACAUACUUUCUAUUUGGAAACACACUGUUGUUUAGUAGUUAAGUUCUAAAUAGGCGUAUUACCCAGGAAGUAAAGACAGCACCUUUAAAAUAAGAGAAAUAUAGUCUUUUGGGUUACCCAGUGAGAGUGAAAAUUUUUUACAACCAUAUUAUUCCUUGUGUUUCCUGAAUGGAUGGACUUCCCUGUAUACUAACAAGUAUUUCAUGGUUGGGCUGUUUCCUGCUUACAAGGUUUUCUUUUCUAGUUCUUCACGCACACACAGACAUACACACACACAGGAACGCAGACAAAACACUACAGGAGGGCUUCACUGUAAUGAAUCGAUAUAUAUCAUAGUCACAGGUAAGUGUCGAAAAAAAGAUAGCUUAGUAAAGUUAAUAAGAACUAGUUAUUUAUAGCAAUAGAACAGCACCUUAAUCACACAACUUACUGUAAAAUUUAAGAGCUCUCUAUCCUUAUAUUUCAUGUCAUGUAAUAAAGUAUAUCAAGAAAGAUAGUCCUGUAAAAAGAAAGGUAUCAUCAGAAGUCUUCCUUUUGAAAUUUUGGCAUUAAUUGGAAUGUGUGUGGGUUGACGCCAGCAACUUCCAUGUUUAAGGGUAAGGUUUACACUCUCCUCCUAAGUGAAAGUAAGAAGUUCUGUAGUGGAAUUUCUGAGGUGUAAUUGGAAGUUAUCUUAUUCCACCCUGAAGAUGGGACAGUUAUACCAAGAGCAGGUUAAUAUGACUAAGUAUUCAAAUAACUGUUAAAUCUCUUACCACAAAAGCUGAUGAUGAAGUGAAUCUCUAAGAAAUUGGAUAGAUUGGAGCUGAAUAUUUUGCACUAGGGUCCUAUAAAUGUCAAGACUGAGUAAUAUUUUCCUAAAAUUAAAGCUGCCUGAUGUCGUGAAAACAAUAAGAGCCAUAGUUCCAGCAUUCUGUGCUGGUCUCACUUCCUUCCACCAAGACAUCAGGUCAAGAACCUGGGUUGACAUGAAUGAUUACUGGAGAAAACAUUAGUUUUCAGCUCAGUUUUCACAUUGUCUCUGUCCUGAUAUUAGAUGUUUGUGAUGAGAAAGAAGGAAAUUGAGAAGAGGUAAAGUUGUUUUAAUAUUUGCUUUAAUCACUGAGAAACAAAAUUCAUUAAAUAUAGGGAGAUUGCCUUUGUGGGUUGUUUCAAGGACUUUGAGGCCCUUCUCACUUUUUUUUUUUUUUUCCCUCUAUUCAAAGGGGAAAGUUUCUUCAUCACUGAGAUGUUCCCUAGAAUAAGCUGAAAUUUUUAAAACAUUAAGCUAUUGUGCAUAAGUUUAAAGCCCCUUCACUUCAUGGCACUUUCUUCUGAAAGGCCUGGAAAACAUUCAUUCCCAAAUAAAAAACUAAAUCAAAUGAGGGAGAAUCAAAAAUGGUUUCAUAGAGCCAUAAGCGAGGGGACCUGGGCCCAGAAAAUAUAUGUUUUUGUAAGAGCUUUCUUAGCUUUACAAUUUAGGUGCAUAUAGGGAGGUUUGUAUACAAAUCAACUCCAUUUUCAGAUGGAAUAACACCUGGUGUUAUAUUCUAACUCAGUAUAAAAAUUUUGGUUUAGUGUUCAUUUUCAGCUCCCAAAAAGUUGUACAAUAAGUUCUUAUAAGUUGAAUCUCUGUCUUAGAAGCAUCCAAAUUUUACGGAUCUAAAUUAACUUCAGAAUGUUUUCAUUAGUUUCAUUUUUAGGUAAUUUUUAAAUUUAAACAUUUAAGUAAUACAUACAUUUGAGGUGUUCUGAUUUGCUGAGCAAUACCUUAUACGAAAUGCUUUGUCUUGAAAUGGGUAUUUCAUUGGAGAUAAUCAUGUAUAAACUACGAAUUGGGCAUUCCUCAAUUCUAUAUACUUGAGGACCAUUAAAAAAGUAUGCAGUUGAAAGGAAAGAAGAAACUUGAUUCCUGGGCACAAACUAAAUAUUUAAAGCAGGUACAGCUAAAUUCAUUUUCCCCAGAGACCGAACGAACCACCAAAUAAAUUAUUUUUUCAUAGUCACUAGUGUUGAAGUGGUGUAAUUACUUUGGAAGAACACUAAAAAGUCAUGAUCUCCACUAUUUUGAAAGGUAUCCUCUGAAAAGGAUCAUUUUAGUGUAAUUUUAUUCUUUUUUUUUUAUCUAGAUGAAA
This is a messenger RNA of Balaenoptera musculus (blue whale), 6572 nucleotides long. It is a transcript of the gene CDH6, whose product is annotated as cadherin 6. The record is from RefSeq and is a predicted model, not a curated record. Gene Ontology annotation, cellular component: adherens junction; catenin complex; plasma membrane. Gene Ontology annotation, molecular function: calcium ion binding; cadherin binding. Lineage: Eukaryota; Metazoa; Chordata; Mammalia; Artiodactyla; Balaenopteridae. Bases 297 to 2669 code for a protein of 790 amino acids. Gene Ontology annotation, biological process: calcium-dependent cell-cell adhesion; homophilic cell-cell adhesion; cell morphogenesis. The transcript is spliced from 12 exons.